Molecule: messenger RNA, 494 nt
Organism: Peromyscus maniculatus bairdii (prairie deer mouse)
Lineage: Eukaryota; Metazoa; Chordata; Mammalia; Rodentia; Cricetidae
Gene: Cox7b
Product: cytochrome c oxidase subunit 7B
Biological process (GO): mitochondrial electron transport, cytochrome c to oxygen
Cellular component (GO): mitochondrion; respiratory chain complex IV
Source: RefSeq, a predicted model, not a curated record
AUACCGUUCGGAAUCCCUACUGAAAGCCAUUUUGUUUUUCAGGGCUCUUUGCAAGGGUAGCUGGGGCGAAUUUGCACUCAGGCAGUGCUGCGGUCACCGCAUUUCCAUCUUCUUCUCCGCGAUGUUGCCCUUUGUCAAAAACGCAGUAAGCCGUCUCCAAGUUCGAAGCAUUCAGCAAGUGGUAGCUAGGCAGAGCCACCAGAAACGGGCACCUGAUUUCCAUGACAAAUAUGGAAAUGCUAUAUUAGCAGGUGGAUUCCUCUUCUGUGUUUCUACAUGGACAUAUACAGCAACACAAAUUGGCAUAGAAUGGAACCUGUCUCCUGUUGGCAGAGUCACCCCAAAGGAAUGGAGAGAUCAGUAGUCAUGCCAGCUGCUACAAUAAUCAAGUGAUUGUGUCGAAAUCAACUUAGAAGUGAUGCCAAGGCAAAGAAUCAUGUAUUCACUAAAAUAUAGCAUAUUGAAGAGAAAAUAAAGUACUUCUGAAACCUUCA